Pteronotus mesoamericanus is the source of this 3240-nucleotide messenger RNA. RefSeq names its product multimerin 2 (gene MMRN2). The coding region runs from base 48 to 2783 and encodes 911 amino acids. Gene Ontology annotation, molecular function: protein binding. The transcript is spliced from 7 exons. Lineage: Eukaryota; Metazoa; Chordata; Mammalia; Chiroptera; Mormoopidae. The record is from RefSeq and is a predicted model, not a curated record.
AGCAGUUCUGGAAUCACUGGCAGAAGCUGAGCCUGACCACUACCAAGAUGAUCCUGAUGCUGUUGCUCAGCCUUACGGGGGCCCUAGGCUGGGGGCUGCUGGGGGCCUGGGCCCAGGCCCCUGGUACCAUAUUCUCUGAUCCACACAGCCAAGGGCAGCCGGGGGUCUGGAGGGCAGAGGCUGAGGACAUCGGCAGGGACCCCAUCAAACGUAACUGGUGCCCCUAUCAGAAGUCCAGGCUGGUCACCUUCGUAGCUGCUUGCAAAACGGAGAAAUUCCUCAUUCACUCACAACAGCCAUGCCCACAGGGAGCUUUGGACUGCCAGAAAGUCAAAGUCAUGUACCGCGUGGCCCACAAGCCGGUGUACCAGGUCAAGCAGAAGGUGCUGGCCUCUGUGGCGUGGAGGUGCUGCCCAGGCUUUGCUGGCUCCGACUGUCAGCACUAUGAUCCUGGGGCAGUCCCUGAGCCUGCAGAUCCAGGUGAUGGCUUCCAGGAGCACUGGGAUGGACCAAAUGACUUUGAACCUGGCCACUCAGUUGCAGAGACUAGCAACAUCAUGGUGCUGCAGGAACGCCUGCUGAGAGAUCUCCAGAAUGAUAUUCAACACAUAAGCAACCUCACAGCUGAAUCGAUUGAGGCAAACCAGGCAGAGCUUGAGUUCCCUGGCAGAUCCUUGGAGGAAGUGCUACAUUUCAGCCCCAUUUGGAGUAGCUUUAACCAAAGCCUGCACAGCCUCUUUGAGGCCAUAAGAAACCUAUCUCUUGACAUGGAGGCCAACCGACAGGCCAUCAAAAUGGUCCAAGACAGCACUGUGCCCAGAGCUGACUUCCAGGAGCUUGGUGCCAAAUUUGAGACCAAGGUCCAGGAGAAUGCCCAGAGAGUGGGCCAGCUGCAGCAGGACAUGGAGGAUCGCUUGCAUGCCCAGCACCUUUCCCUGAACCACUCCCUCUCUGAGGUCCAGGCCAAUGUAGACACCAAGUUGAAAAGGCUCCUUAAGGCCCAGGAGCACCUGGGGUCCAAUGGCAGCUUGGUGGCAGCAGCAGCAGGGGCUGGGGCAAGGCCAGAGCCAGAGAGCCUGCAGGCCAGGCUGGGCCAGCUGCAGAGGAACCUCUCAGCCCUGCACUUGGCCACCAGCCACAGGGAAGAGGAGUUACAGAGCACCCUGGCAGACAUGAAGACGACCCUCGCCCGGCAUGUGGAAGAGAUCAGGGAGCUAUAUUCUGAAUCUGAUGAGACCUUCGAUCAGAUCAGCAAGGUGGAGCAGCAGAUGGAGAAGCUUCAGGUGAACUCUCAGGCGCUGCGUGAGCUGCGGGUGAUGCUGAUGGAGAAGUCGCUUAUUGUGGAGGAGAACAAAGUGGAGACUGAUAGGCAGCUCCUGGAGCUCAACCUUACCCUCCAGCACCUGCAGGGUGGUCACGCUGACCUCAUCAAGUACAUCAAUGACUGCAACUGCCAGAAGGUCUCUUCAGGCCUGGAUGUUGUCCAGGAGGGCCACAGGAACACCGUGCACAGCCUGCACGACACCCAGGUGAGUAUGGACCGGAAGGCCCAGCAAGACAACUCCUCCCUGCAGGCCCUAAGCCACACGGUGGCUGCCGUGUCGCGGGCAGUGGCUGAACAUCAGGAGGACGGUGAGCAUGCUCGAGUAGAGCGUUCGCGGCUCCGGACCCAGCUGCAGGCGCUGAGUGGCGAGGUGGGCGCACUGAAGGCUGCUGAGAGCCAUUGCCGGCGCGAGGUCCGCCAGCUGCACAGCUCCUUUGCGGCCCUGCUGGAGGAUGCGCUCCGGCACGAGGCCAUGCUGACCGCGCUCUUUGGCGAAGAGGUGAUGAGGUUUGAGGAGGCGCCCGACCCACUUCCCCUGCGCUAUGAGGAGAUCCGCGCCGGCCUCCAUGAUGCAGCCAGCGGGCUGCGUGAGCAGGCACUUGGCUGGGCCGCGCUGGCCGCCAGGGUGUCGGCCCUGGAACAGGCGGCAGUAGGUGACAGGCAGGGCCCAGAGCGCCUGGAGCCCAGCCACGAGGCAGUGCCAGAGGAGGCUGGAGAGACGGACCCCGCGCAACUGGCACUGCAGCUCCAGCGCCUGGGCCCUGACAUUGAGAGCCUGGGGCAGUGCUGUGAGGCCUCCUGGGUCACCGCCCUCCACAGCUCCCUGGAGAGCCUCCACAGAGCCGUCUCCACCACCCAGCGAGGCCUGGAGCACCAUCAGCAUCUCUUCCACAGCCUCUUUGGGAACUUCCAAGGGCUUGUGGCAGCCAACAUCAGCCUUGACCUGGGGAAGUUGCAGGCCAUGCUGAACAGAAAAGGGAAGAAGCAGCAAAAAGGUCUGGAAGCUUCUCGGAAGAGAAAGAAUCAAGUGGAACCUUUGGCUGAUGUCCUGGGAGCAGAGCUCCACAAGGCAGGGUUCCCUGUGGCCUUCUAUGCCAGCUUUUCAGAAGGGACGGCCACUCUGCAGGCAGUGAAGUUCAACACUACUUACGUCAACAUUGGCAGCAGCUACUUCCCUGAAGAUGGCUAUUUCCGAGCCCCUGAACGUGGGGUCUACCUCUUUGCAGUGAGCAUUGAAUUCGGCCCAGGGCCAGGCACUGGGCAGCUAGUGUUUGGAGGUCACUAUCGGACCACUGUCAGUACCACUGGGGAGCAGAGUGGUGGAAGCACGGCAACUACCUUUGCUCUGGCUGAGCUGCAAAAGGAUGAGAGAGUGUGGUUUGAGUUAACCCAGGGAUCAAUAAUGAAGAGAAGCCUAUCGGGCACUGCGUUUGGGGGGAUCCUGGUGUUUAAGACCUGAACACUGGGUGCGGCUCACCAGACGUUGUGGACUUGCCCAGCUCUCUGUGGCCUGGGGCUCUGACCAGGGUUGGUCUGGAGACUGUCCAAGUUGGUCUAGGUAUUCCCUGGAAACCUGUGAAGAUAAUGGGCCUCCCUCUAGAUACACUGAGUUUGGGUAUUUCUUAGCAAUGAGGAUUGCUGGAUGCUCCUCUCUGGGCUGGGCCUGGGCUGAAGAGGGUGAAGCUUGGUUCGGGUGCCUUCUGAGGCAGCACGGCUUGGACCUGAGCUCUUUCCCUCUCUGUAUUCUCCAGCCUCUUUGGUGUUUUGCCCCUCCUGUGGUUGAAAACUUCUGUACAACACUAAACCUUUCUCCCACUUCCUCAUAUCCCUAAUCUUAUGCUAGAAAAUCAUUUUUUCCCAGAAGGAAUUUGUUUAAAAGAGGUGACAUUUUGGGCAAUAUUGGAAACACUCUCCAC